CUAUAGAUAAGCCAUCUUUUAUUUCCUGUUGUCAUUUCCUCCACUUCCCUCCAGCAUCUGGUACAAAGUGAUCAAAUAGUAAAUCCAGAGAUUAUGAUUACUCAUCUCUUCACAGUCAUUCCAACCAUGAGACUCAUCUUUCAAGCAUAUUCAAUGAUCUUCAUACUAGGCAAUAUGGUGGCUUCUCAGUCACAAUCAUCUGGUGGGGAUGAUGCCAUCAACACCACAAUAAUCAACUUCAAUAAUGAGAAGAUGCAGAUCACAUGGGCAACAAGAGAGCUUUUUCCCAAUGAGAAUGUGUCAUUUUUUUACACAUUUGGUGAAGGCAAGAACAAAGUUUGGAAGCCAUGUACCAUCUAUUUAUUGGAUCAAGAUUAUAAUUCUGGAUGUCUUUUUAAGACAGAAGGACCUACCCUUACCAUUUCUAUCAGGAACAGCAAUGGAAGUGAUGUGCUUUUUGCUAAAAAUCUAAAAGCUGAUUUUUACAUAAAGCCCAGUCCACCAGAAAAUGUGACCUUCUUCUGGAAAGAGGACACUGUUACUGUAAGCUGUAAUAAACCUGAGAGAAAUGCAUGGUGCUUGAGAUUUGAGCUUCAGUACAAAAGCAAGUUUGACAAAGAGUGGCAAUCCAGAACCUCCAAGUGCUGCAGUAUUGGAGAGCAAGGCUUCGAUCCCAGGAAGUGCUACUCUUUCCGGGCCAGACUGACGAGACUGGUACCACACUGCAACGUGGUUAAAUACAGCAGUGACUGGGCAGCUGAAACAUUUUGGAUGAAUGGCACGUUAUUAGAUUCAUGUGAUGAUGACAUAACUCCUCAGUCAAAGACAGUAAUUAUUUUAAGUUGUUCCCUGGCAGUAGUCUUAAUGAUGCUUAUCCUCCUGAUUCUUCUGUGUAAGUGGCAGAGGGUUCAGAUGUCAGUCCUGCCUGCUAUACCAGACCCAAAGUACCCAUUUGCUGAUCUCUUCAAUGAUCAUAAUGGAAACUUACAGGAAUGGCUAGACAAAAAUGAUCAUGUGGUGUUGCAAACCAAGCUGGAAUAUGAAGAACCAGAGUCCAUCACUGAGGCAGAAAGCCAGCAAGAAGAUGGGAAGAACAGUGACAAACAGGGGCCUUUGGAAAAAAUCUUCACUUUUUCAGGAGCAGCUGAAAAUAAUGAUGGCAAAGCAGCUGAGAUUGCCUGCCUGAUACCAGCACCCAACACUACAGCUCCUUUUGCUGGCUUCCAUAUUAUAAUGAAUGAUGACAUGUAUGUGAUGUUAUAAAAGCUGCAGGAGGUGUUAGGAAAUUCCGUAAAAGUCCUGAUGAGUCUGGGAGAGUGACGGAAUAGAAAAGGUCAUCAUGAAAAGAUUUACAUCAAGAAAGACACUGGGCCGUGUUUUUAGAUCUGUACUUUCCCAACAGCUUCAAUCUCUCGGGCAGACUCAAGUGUUUGAAACAAACUCCUGAUAAUUUAUAGAGUCAGGAUUUGUUCCUCUAAUUGGGGUUUAUCCCAAAGCCCCAUUUUCCUUCUAUGGACAGGAGAGCCCAGGAGCUCUCCCAUAAUAUAUGUCAGCAGAGCUGAGAUUUACUCCUCCUGCUUAUGGAGUGUGUAGAGCAGGGCAAACUACACCAUUGCUCUUCCCAAAUGAAGAGAGAAAAUAAAGAGGUUUUGCUGUCUCAUGUAAA
Melospiza melodia melodia is the source of this 1666-nucleotide messenger RNA. It is a transcript of the gene CRLF2, whose product is annotated as cytokine receptor like factor 2. Bases 94 to 1263 code for a protein of 389 amino acids. NCBI's taxonomy places the organism in Eukaryota, Metazoa, Chordata, Aves, Passeriformes, Passerellidae. The transcript is spliced from 8 exons. Gene Ontology annotation, molecular function: protein binding. The record is from RefSeq and is a predicted model, not a curated record.